Emericellopsis cladophorae is the source of this 6357-nucleotide messenger RNA. RefSeq lists its product as uncharacterized. The record is from RefSeq and is a predicted model, not a curated record. The transcript has 4 exons. Gene Ontology annotation, molecular function: protein binding. The coding region runs from base 1 to 6357 and encodes 2118 amino acids. NCBI's taxonomy places the organism in Eukaryota, Fungi, Ascomycota, Sordariomycetes, Hypocreales, Bionectriaceae.
AUGUUUGUGACGUCCAACAUUGGCAUAGCCCUGGGCCUGUUCCUAGGCGGCGGGUGGCUGACUGGUCAGCUAGGCCAUGCCAUCGGCCCCCGUAAGAGGUGGUGGCUGGUUCUCUGCAACUUUGUGCAGAGUGGUCUCGUACUGGGCGCCGCCGGGAUACAAUAUCGGCACGGGAUAGAAAUCCAGGGUCCAACGGCGCUUUCAGUCGUGGGGCUGCUGGCCCUCGCAUCCGGCAGCCAGGUCGUGCAGUCGCGCAGCCUUGCCAUGACGGAGAUCAGUACUGCCAUGGCCACGGCAGCGUGGGUUGACCUGAUGAUAGACAAGAAGCUUCUGGUCUUUGACAACCGACCUAGGACGCGUCGGGUAGCUUUUCUGGCGUCGUUGAUCCUGGGAGCAUUCGCAGGGGCUUUUAUCUACCGCGAGGUCGGAUCAGCAACGGCAAUAGCCGUCUCUGGCGCUGGCAAGUUGCUGGUGACGGUCAUGUUCAUUUUUGCAGCAGGCUCCACCUUCUACCCGCCACCCUCCACCCUCCACUCCAGUCAGGGACGGACGCCUUUCCGUUUCACCAGCGCAAAUGGACCCCGAGCUGACAACUGCGGCUCCAAGGCUCAAGCUAUUACGCACCGAUCCACUUGUGCAUUCGACGCACCACUCCAGCGCGAGCUAAUUCACGCCAUGCUCCUCCACGGCUUCAGCUGCCAAUCCCUAGCAACGCGAACCCCGCGUGUGCCUGGAGCUGGAACGGUGCUGCGGGUAUCCGUACAGCCAGACAGCUUGACCGACUUCUUCGCUAUGGUAUCGGACAUGGCUAUGCCUGACCUCCCUGCGCUGCCCGCGCACCACGAGGAUCUAGCCAAGUACAUUGCCGCCAACCCCAGCCGCAAUGUCAACGACCUCAUUCAACCCUACCGGCAGUAUGAGAACGAGCUUAGGGCCGUCUUCGCCCAAGAUCGCAACAACCCCGUCCUUGAAGACCCUUAUAUCAACGUGCUCCCUCUCUUCAACGAGCACACCGAGCACAUCAAGGUACGCGCCAGGAACCUCGAGGCCGAGUCCGAGGAGGAAAAGUCCAAGUACAUCAUGCCCCUGUCCAAAGACGAGAGACGUCCGAACGGCUCUCCAGCGACUGUGCGGAAUCUCGCCGAGUUCCAGAACAAUUUCAACAUCUUCUCCGAGUCGUCCCUGGUGGACAUGGACUGGAGCAAUGUCGUCGCGGCUGGAUCGUCCGUGAUCAACACUCUCUUGCCAGUUCCCAAGGAGUACAUUUCCACGAAGCGCAAGCUUCGCGAGUACUACCACGAGAAGUUCUGUCCAGCCUCGGACGUCGACCUGUUCCUGUACGGGCUGAACCACGAGCAAGCCAUUGAGAAGAUCAAGCAGAUUGAGCAGUCCAUCCGCGACGCCCUGCUGAACGAAGUCACUGUCGUCCGCACCAAGUACGCCAUCACUAUUGCGAGCCAAUACCCUGUCAGGCACGUGCAGAUUGUCCUCCGAGUCUACAAGUCAAUCAGUGAAAUCCUCACGGGAUUUGACAUUGACGCAGCUGGCGGUGCUUUCGACGGCAAGCAGGUUUGGGUGACGCCCCGUGCUCUGGCUAGUUUCAUCACGCAGACCAACCACAUUGACCUCAGCCGACGCAGUCCUUCGUAUGAGAAUCGACUCUCCAAGUACUCGCACAGAGGUUUCGAGGUGUACUGGGCCGAUCUCGAUCGCACCCGCAUCGACCCAACCAUCUUCGAGAGAAGCUUUGCGCGAACACUUGGCCUGGCGCGGCUGUUGAUCCUCGAGCGUCUGCCUACCAGCUCGGCUCGCGAGGCCUAUCUCAACAGAAGGCGACAAGAGCGUGGCCGUCCUAGUGCAUACCGGCAGAAAUUCCACCUCGGAGGCAACAUCAAGGACUUCUACGAAGACGAGGUGGCUGACUGGCUUUCUGAAGAGGAAAUAUCCAACUACCACACCUUCACCGUGCCGUAUGGCGAAAGGUUCAACGCCAAGCGCAUCGAGAAGCUUUGCUACACGCGAGAUCUGCUGCUCAACGCGGAGUGGAAUCAGCCCAAGGAGCGAGAAGUGUACUUGCAUCGGCACCCAGCGUUCUUUGGGCGCGUCGAGGAUGUCAUCGAGGACUGCUGCGGCACCUGUCCGGUGCCCAAGACCGAGGAGGAGGUUGAGGUCGCCGAGAAGGAGGCUGAAAUCUACAUCUCGGGCAAGGUGUCCUUUCUCAUCGACGACCCUGGCCGCCAGCAGAUUGGAUCCUUCAACCCCCUGACUGAGCAGGAUUGGACGGACAUGGCGUAUGUUGGGAACACGGCAAGGCUGUGCCAGUCCAUCGUCAAUGCGGACCUUGAUGAUGUGCUCAACUGGCUGGCCCAGCCGGACGCGGAUGCCAACACCCGCGACUACACAGGCCGCACGCCGCUUCACUUGGCCGUCAUGGCCUCGACUCCCGAUGUUGUCAAAGCUUUCAUUGAUCACCGCGCCCGCAUCACGGCCCGGCUGGCAGAUGGCAGGACUGCGCUCCAUCUGGCGGCCUCACGCGGCGAUACGGAGAUGAUCAAACUACUGAUGGACAAGAGCAUUGAGAAUGAGGAGAUGGAGGAAGAGCGCAAGGAUCGACGACGGGCGGCCUCCAAAGCCGCCAAACCUGCAGCGGAUCCGCAGGAUGGGGAAGACUCGCAGAUGCGCUCAGACGACGAGGAUGAUGCUGAGAACGAAUCAGAUGACGAGAUGACCGACUAUGCGCAGACCGAGACAGACGUGCAUUCGGCCACUACCGGCUCCUUUAUCAAGAUCAAGGACAGCAACAACGAUGAGGAUAAGCGGGUCGACAUUGUGCCCGAUGAAUCUGAUGACGACCCCGACUACUACCAGAUUGACAUCCUCGCAUGGGAUGUCCCAUCUUCCCCCCUGCAUCUCGCGAUUGUAGGCGGGCACGAAAAUGCCGUCAAGAAGCUCUGCGACUAUGGCGCCGACUCUAUCCUGCCUGUCAAGUUCUCCGACAACGACUCUGGAAGUGCGGCGGCGAUCCUGACCUUGGUCCUCGCUCUCUCACUCCCGCCUAACAAGGCGAAGUCAAUGGCACGUCUACUCCUUAGUCUGGGCGCCAUCAGCUCGCAGGCGGAGACCAACGGUGUCACGGCCUUCCAAAGAUAUGUUGAAUCUGACAAGUUGGAAAUGGUCGACACGCUUCUUGAGCAUGACAAGGCGGGCGUCAAGAGCGCUAUCAAUCACCUUGCGUUCGGAGGCCACAGCUGGUCCCCUCAAGCAGCGGCGCCUCUCCACACCGCGAUCGAAACGGGCAACCCGUUACUUGUCCUGAAGCUGUUGGCCGCCGGCGCUUGGGUGCAAAUUGACUACGAGACCUGGCUCAAGUCUGCCAAGGUGUCACCGACUCAAUCCAGCCAGUUGAGAGAUUUAGACAGAAACAAGAGACAGUGGCGCCAAAUGGUGCAGCCUUUGGCUCUUGCGAUCAAUCACGGCCACUUUGAGAUGGCCCUGGCUCUUCUGGAGAACGGCGCGGAUCCAAACACCCUCACCGGAGAGUCGGAGUUGCUCUUGAUAGACACCCACCGGAGAUCGUGGAAUACAGGUAGCUCCGUCCUGGACGAUGUUAACGAGAUCAUCAAGCAACUUGAGAAGGGAACCUCGGAGGAACGAAAGGCUCUGGAGAAACCCCAAAAGCGACCUGGGCUCGACGAAUACAUGCAGAACUUCCAGGGGGGUUCCUACGCCCGAUGGGUGGCGGGCAGGGCUGUCGCGGAUGCGCAGAAGAAGUUUGAAGCCUCCAUGGCAUCGUACGAAAAUGAGGUCACGAAGAGGGAGAAGGGCGAGGGCGAAACGGCAGAGCAAGCCAAGUUUGAUGCCUUGAGGGAGUUGACCCAGGAGUUCGUCAAGCUCCGCGACGCGCUCAUCGCCAAGGGAGCAAAGGCAUUCAAGGAGCUGCACCCGGAAAUCGCCAAGGAGACGAGCAACAACCGUAACCGGACCUAUGGCAAUCUGUCCCAUUAUAUCCAUCGCACGGGCGCUGACAGUGAACUGAGCAAAAAGCCGUUUGAGGUCAGCUUCCAGUUCCAAGGUGUGUCAGACAUGACCGAUGCGCGUCGAGAUGCCUAUAUCGAACUCUUCGACGCAGCGUGGGAUGGCGACCUCGACAAGAUCAAGGCACUUACUUUGCAGGCUUGGGGUCCCAACCAAGACGAGCCACCGCUCAAGAUGGCUGUUGAUGAUACUUUGAACCAGACGCCCUUCUCCAUCGCAUUCCUGUGCGGACAUCACGAUGUGGCCACUGCCAUCCUCGAAAUCAUCCAAGCGCAGUGGUCGCCCCAUCAAGAAGACAAGCUGCGCUACAAGAUGAAGACUAAGGAUGACGACAGCGAGGCGGAGUACAGCGACGAAGAUGCUGGCUCGGAGGACUCGGAUGAUCAACCACAGCUCGUUGCUGAAAAGGCGGAGCACAAGUACACCAUCGACGACGUCGGGCAAGUCUCCAUGAGCGUUGAGUCGCAUGUGACGCCUCUCGAGACCCUGAGAUACCGCAGACGCUGUUUCAAGAAGGGCGCAGAGCUCGAAGACGAGGGCGUCAAGACUCUUUUCGCCCAUUGCGUGGACGUGGAAGAUGCAAAGGGCCUCAGGUACCUGAUUGGAUUGGGCCAGUACUGGACGAGAAACGACAAGGCGCAAAACCUCACGGAAGAAGAAGAGGUGGGAGACCAGAAGCGAUUCACGGUGGAUCACGACGAAUUGCUUCACGCAGUGAAAGCGGGUAAGACCGAUAUGCUUGGAAUCCUCAUCAAGCAAACCGGCGCCGGUAUCCCGCUGGACCACCUCGUGAAAAAGAGUGGCGCGACUAUCACGAAGAAGCCCCGGUUCUACCAGGGCCUGACGGUGUACGGCAAGAAGCGGAAGGACUGGGCGAAUGCAGGGAGGAACAUGGUGACGAGGGCUACCGGUAUCAGGACGCCCCCGCUCCUGCACGCCGCGCUCGCCGGCAGCAUCGAGAGCACCGAGUUCUUCCUGAGCGAUGCGCCGCACCGACUGUACAGCGAGUUUGGCAAGUCCAAGGCUGCCAAGGAGGACGUCCGCCUCAAGGUCCUGAGGGACCGUCCUGGCGGCUUUGACAGAGCCAUCGCCACCUGGCUUGGGGCCGACAACGAGCUCGUGAUUCACUGCGCCGUCCGGGCAGACAUUGGCGAACGGAGCAAUGAGCUGCUCGACUACCUGAUCCAGACGUGCCCGACCGCCAUUGACAAGAAGACACCGAACGGCGACACGCCCUUGAUGGUGGCAUGCCGCCUCGGGCGCCGCGCCUUCGCGCGCCUCCUGAUCGCUGGCAACGCUGAUCAGAGUACCCGCAACUCGUCUGGAGAGAACCUGGUGCAUGCCGUGCUUGCCCUGAAGCCCUCCCCGCACAGGUUGCGCACCAUAAUGUCCGAGCUCGACUUGGAGCUGGCGGCGGACCUGUGCACGCAGCGCAAUAACCUGGCUGUGGGCGGACAGAAUCCCCUCCAGGCGUGGGUGGCCACGAUAACUGGUGCCGCGCGCGACGACAAGGUCGAGAUGCUGCGUCUCAUCCUGGAGUACGCGCGCGGCCAAGGUGUUGACGCUCUCGACGCAAAAGGCGAUACGGCCCUCCACGCCGUCGUCAUGGCCAAAGAUUUCGCCUUGAUCAAGGCUCUGGUGGACUUCAACCCGGCCCUCCUGCAGCGAGAGAACGCAGUCGGCCGCACGCCGGCCGAAAUUGCCGAGGACAACCUCAAGGCCAAGCCACUGAAGCGACCAGGCGGGUUCGUCUAUACCACCAACACCCGCAAUUAUGGUCAUCAGAUGGUCACACAGUCGCCGAACAUGUUCAAGCUGAACAAGGCUCUCGCCGAGGCGCGCAAGACGCCCGCCGACCGAGCCCAUGUCGAGAACCUCGGUCUUCGCGGCGACUACACCGUGGCGGUGCUCAACACCAUCCGCCAUGAGCUUGGCCUGCGCACGCCGGACGAGCCGUACGAGGCCAACAUGCGCGACGGGAGCGACAAACUUCAAGCCAUCUGGGAUCUCUGCUCCACAGCGAUGGAGCGCUGCCCUACCCAUCGCCGUCUCGUGAGCUUGAACGAGGCGAACGACGUGGCGCGCCGGCUGGGCGAGCAGGAGAAGGAUAGUGGGAAACGCGGGUGGUUCGGCGUCAACUCGCGUAAAAGAGACGAUGACGACGAGGAAGAUGAGGGAGAGGAGAAGGAAGAAGAUACCAACAACCUGGCAUCCAGGAUGGUCACUAAUCACAUGCCUGCGGGCUGGGCUGCUUUUGGCAGGGAGAACGGCGAGUUGAAGGGUCUGGAUCGUUGCGCGGUAUGCGAGUAUUGGCAUGAAUGA